AUGGAUACAAACUUUACUUGGUCAAAAACUCAAAGAGGUGAAAUAGCAAUUUUGUAUAAUAGUUACUUAUACCACUUAAAACGUGUAAAUCAGAACGUCUCGUCAGUAUACGCUUGUACUUUCAAAUCCUGUUAUUGUGCUAUUACUCUGAAAAAUGAUGCGAUUACAAAAUCUAUUGCCACAAAUCAUAAUCAUGAUUCAAAAUUAACUGAUAAUGUCCAAAUUGUAUUAAUUGGAUUGAAACGGCGAGUAUUAAAUGAUGCCAAUAAACUAAUACCCAAGAUUUACGACGAAGAACGUCGUGAAAAUGGUAUAGCUGCUACGGUUUUCGAUGCACGGAAAUCAACUUUAUAUUCUAUUCAUAAAACAAUAUUAUCUUCAAUACCGACACCACUAUCAUGUAUUGUAAUUCCACAGGAUAUGUAUUAUAAUAAUUCUAAAGAAGAAUUUUCGUUUUAUAAUUCUCCAACACCACAUAAAGUUAUAGCAUUUGGAUCGGAAUCAGCAUUAAAACUUUUAAGUGAAAAUUAUCACUGGAAUGCUGAUGGGACAUUUCGUACAUCGCCAGCAUUAUUUAGUCAAGCAUAUUAUAUACAUGUAUGGGAUGAACAUAGUAUAAAACCAAUAGUAUAUUCGUGUUGUGAAGAUAAAUCUCAAAACGGUUAUAUUUGUUUACCUGGGUCAUUAGUUGGCUACGCAGCACAAAAAAGUAUUGUUUUAAAUUCAUCGUCGAUAUUAAUAGAUUUUGAAAAAGCUGCCAUUAAUGCAAUUAGUGAUGUAUUUCCACAAACAUUAGUUAAGGGUUGUCAUUUUUCAGUACACUCAGAAUGUAUGGAAGAAAGUUAA
This is a messenger RNA of Didymodactylos carnosus, 846 nucleotides long. The record is from the annotation of a GenBank genome assembly. Lineage: Eukaryota; Metazoa; Rotifera; Eurotatoria; Philodinida; Philodinidae.